CUGCGCAAGGCAAGGCUUUCUUUUCCAUCUUUUGCUUCAUCCUCCUUUUCCAACCACUAAUUAUUAUUUCAUCGCGCGAUUGGUUUUCAUCAAUUAACAUACCGCUAUACCAGUCUCAUAUACUGCACUUGCGAAUCCCUCUAACCAACACGGUGCACCCAAUAUCCAACCAUCAGCACAAAGCGGUUUGCGACAACCUUUAAACGCCCCUUCCUAUCCAGUGCCUUUAGCUGCUCCGUACAGCAAGCCCAAUAUUGUCGGGGAUUUCCAACAUCGCCCCCCACAUCAACACAUCCACUCUAAGGCCAAAGAAGCAGCGCUAUCGUGGAAUCACUACGGUCAACCCAAUAUUCCCGUUCCUGCGCGAUUUCCAAACUCUCAACAUCCUAUAAGUCGAGACAUUCAACAAGAUCAUCAACUCACCGAAUUCACGACACAUCAAACACUUACACAAAACGCUUUGCAACCUCAAGCCGCCCAGGUCACAAUGGCUGGUACGCAGCAGUAUAACUUUCCACCUCCUCCACCUCCUCCCUCCGGGCCGCCGGCUGUAGGGUAUCCCCAACAAAAUCCUCAGUACGGAUAUCAACAACCUCCCCCAUAUCAGCAGACGCGCAAUAACGGUCCCCCAAGAGGUGGUGGAAGAGGCGGUCAUACUGGUCCUCCUCACCCACAUCAAAAUGGUUACAAUGGUCCACAAGGCCCUCCGCAGAUACAGGGCCCGCCAAGCGAUCAAUACAAUCCGCAUAAUCCGGCACCUUACAUAGGACCACCAAACGGUUCUCAAGGUCCUGGCCAUAACGGUCCACCCAAUAAUUACCCUCAGCAAUGGCAACAACAAGGUCAGCAUGGCCCGCCUCAGCAUAAUCACGGUCCGCCUCAACAAGCGCACCAGCCACCCCCUCAGGUUCCUCUUCCUGCUCAGAACUACCAUCCUAAUUAUGCUCCACAAGGCUUCAAUCAAGCACCACCACAGUAUGGUCCACAGCAAUCUGCACCAUUUCAACAACCUUAUGGACCACCUUCCCAGCAACCACAUCAUGGUGGUCCACCCCAACAAUGGCAAGGUCCACCUCAGGGACAACCUCAGUUCAACAAUAACCAUAGAGGCCGCGGUCGCGGUGGCUUCAAUAAUGGCCGUGGAGGUCAUGAAGCACCUCUCAUGGGGCCUCCGAUCCGCAUGGGAUUUGAGAACGAACGUGGAGAUCAUAUGGCUCAAGCGGGCACUGGUUUCCCUACUCCUCACUAUUCCAAUCAUCACACCCCCCCUGCUCCGUUUUCUCAGCCAACCUAUCAAGCGUAUCCCCCACAAAACUUUCCUAAUGGAGGUCAUGGUGGACAGCGUCCACCACAUGAUUCUCAUUCUUUCAACUCGAGCUCUAAUCGGGGCAGAGGAAAUGGGAACUUUAGAGGUAGAGGUCGCGAUAAUUUUCAAUUUCGCGGCCGCGACAACAAUCGUUCUUUCAAUGGCAAUUCACAAUCUCCUCCGAUGCAUUUAAAGCCUGCAGGUGCAGGGGACAAUGCGAAGAAGAAUAAGAAGAAGCGCAGAACAAAUACCCUUGGCUUGACACCGAACGGUGUAGACCAUGAAGAUAGCGAUGAUGAAAUUGACGAUGUUGAUGAAGAAGCCCGUUUGGUCACUUUGCUUGGUCCCGACACUCCACAGUAUGUUUUUGCAGGCGCAGAAGAUUAGUUCUUCUUGUUCUAUCGCUAAUCAAUUUUAGGUUACCUGCAGAUCUCGUGGCAUGGCUCGCUGAGCGUAAAAAUCGCUUCCCUACGAAAGCUCGUAGAGAAGCUGCUGCUGAGGAGCUUCGCUUGAAACGUGAGCAGAAUAAGAACAAUAGGUUCAAGAGAGAGCCUGAAACAAAGGUCGUCAAAAAGGAUGAUGGAGAAACCAAACUCGAGAAACAGCAACGCAAGGCCGAGAAACUCAGAUUAGAACUUGAGAAGGCUGAACGUAAGAUCAAACAGGAGAUGUCCGGUGGAAAACGCAAGCGUGAAAACGGCGACGAGGGUGACGAAGACCGUGGUCAAGUGAGUGAUGAUGAUUCUGAUUCAUCCAGUUCCGACUCAGGGAAGCCGGAGGCAAUGUCGUCGCGAAGCAAUGGUCAUAAUGGUAUUGUACAUGCACGAGCACCACCAACAAAAGCUCAGCUUCAACGUCACUGCAAGUACUAUUCUACUGGUGGCACCUGCGGCAAGAAGGGCAAGUGUCGCUUCGUUCACGAUCUGGACGUCCGUAACCAAGCUUUGCGAGAGAAGGAGUUGAACGGUGGUAAAAUGACCAUUGCGCAACGUCUCAUUCUCAACGAUACCGCCAAGGAUGAUUUGACCAUCUUGAAGUCUAUCAAGUACCUCAAGGAGAAGGGUUUGAUGCCAGAGUCGUCCUCUGUUAGUGCACCACCAGCAGAGGAAACCGAACCCAAAACUGAGGAGAACGAUUACGCCGACGCGCCCGAAUAUGGAGAGGUCUAAUCUUGCUUGUGAAAGUGUUUUUUCUGAAUCUAAUCGAUUCCAAGCUGUCACACAUCAUGAACACUCAGCAUAUCUCUCAAUUUGCUCUCUCGAUAUGUUUGGUAGCCACUGAUGGCGGAGCAGAUUGAAUAUCAGGGACAAGAUGUUAUUUAAUGCGUUUGACCUAUUCACGUUCAUCAAUUUCUACUGACGAUACGCGAGUACUCAUCGAAAGUCUGAUAACUCAAACUUUAUCCUUGAUAGUCUAUCUUUUGCAGUUCUUGCUUUGUAUUUCAAUUUAAUGGGUUGGAGAGGAAGUAAGGGAGCGCUGAGGAGGGUGUUCUUUUCCGUCUUGUACACUUCUACAAUUCUUCGAGGCUAUGCUUCAUUGGUUUCCAGAUUUUUCUUUACUCGCGCUAGCUUUUCCUUGUAUUAGUUACACUUCACUUCAGAAAAGCAAACACAUUUUCAUAUUAUGAAACUUUCUAUCAGAUUUUAUCAAGAUCCAUUACUUGUCAUUCUUGUGCGAGUUUCAUGCCGACGAGCCAGAGCAUGAGUUCCAUGGCAAGUUUGCUGAAAGUCUACCAAACUGAAUGUAAUAUAGUUUCCGUGGUAUUGUGGAAAGGCGGAUGUGUCAGUAGGCACCAACUUAAUUAAUUAGGCUAGAAUACGAGUUCCCAAAUCAAUCUACUCGUUAUGAUUGAGUGAAGAGGCUUCAAUUGAA
This is a messenger RNA of Sclerotinia trifoliorum, 3178 nucleotides long. The record is from the annotation of a GenBank genome assembly. NCBI's taxonomy places the organism in Eukaryota, Fungi, Ascomycota, Leotiomycetes, Helotiales, Sclerotiniaceae.